Danio rerio (zebrafish) is the source of this 1253-nucleotide messenger RNA. RefSeq names its product family with sequence similarity 174 member B (gene fam174b). Lineage: Eukaryota; Metazoa; Chordata; Actinopteri; Cypriniformes; Danionidae. The record is from RefSeq and is marked provisional. Gene Ontology annotation, cellular component: plasma membrane; membrane; Golgi apparatus.
GCUCUUCCUCCAUAACAGCGCGCUGCUGCCAAACAAACUCUGCACAUUGGUCCUCGUCUGGACCCUCCCGGAGCUCUUCCGGGUGUGGAUAACCCACAUUUCCUCCUGCCGACACGCAUUCCCAAGAAAACAUCCUGGAUAACGGACCGAGCAGCGUGUGAGUGGAAACCAAAGAAUAAAACCGAGCCCUCGAGGUGGAAAACAAAUAGCAGAUACUUGAGAUACUGGACAUGAUUGGCGAGCGAGCUGUGGACUAUUUGAGAUGUCAGAGCAUCAUUUACACACAUCAUUCGUCAGACAGCUGUUCUUCGCGUUUCGAGUUGUAGCGCUCAGACCUUCUCUGCACUGACUCAAUUCAAAUACACGAGACAUUGAGAAGAAAGAGGUUUAAAUCGGGAAACAACAUGUGGCUAUAUACUUUUGCUGUAGCGCUUAUUGUCAUUGCGCAGGAGAUAAACGGAGAGCCACAUACGCGUCCAUCCUCCGCAACGCCGCUGAAUGCAACAUUACCGCCUCAAGAAGAAGGUUCAGCACAAAAUACAACAGAUGCUGCGGUUGGAUCCCGCCUUUCUACAAUAUUGAGGGAUCUUCCUACCAUCAAAAACAUUUCGAUUUUCAUCUGCGUGCUAACAACCUUACUUAUCACGUGCCUUGUCAUAAAAAUAUGCAGAUCAGCAAGGAAGAUCAGAAAAACAAGAAAAUAUGACAUCAUCACAACUCCAGCAGAGCGGGUAGAGAUGGCUCCUUUAAAUGAAGAAAACGACGAAGAGGACGAUUCCACUCUAUUUGAUGUCAAAUACAGGUGAACGGUAUAGCACUCUCGGAGUCAUUGUUGAAGGUCUUGUAAAACCCCCUGGAUUCCUGCAUGAACACUUCUAUACAGGGAAUGAGCUCCUGCACCUUCGAUCCAUUUCUCCAAAGCCGUGGAACAUCAGUGGAACCGGUCAGGAAAUUUUAUCCGAUGUUUCCUGGUGUGUGCAUUUGUUCUGACAUUCCAGACCAACGAAGCACAGAAUCUUAAUCAAAUAUUGAUGAAAAACCUUUUCUUUGUUGCAGGGAAAAGAAAUAUUAAGCUUAAUCCUCCAAAAAUACGUUAUUGCACAACCUUUUGCUGUUGUUUUUUCCAACAAAACAUUCCAUUUGUUAAUUAAAUAAAUAUGCAUAAUUGCCCUUGAAUGUAUUUGGCAGCUUGAAUAUUUCAGUUACAUUAUAUCACAUUGAGGCUAUUAUAUGUCAUAUUUAAAAAAAAAAAA